Molecule: messenger RNA, 4530 nt
Organism: Grammomys surdaster
Lineage: Eukaryota; Metazoa; Chordata; Mammalia; Rodentia; Muridae
Product: leucine-rich repeat-containing protein 37A-like
Exons: 16
Coding region: 121-4530 (1469 amino acids)
Molecular function (GO): protein binding
Source: RefSeq, a predicted model, not a curated record
GACAAUCCAACUAAGAUUACAAAAUCACCUAAAAAUGUUGCAGGUCAAACUCUUGAACAUAAAGUAGGGGUGGUUCUGGAUCCAGUUGAUGUUCAAGCUGAGUCUCCAACACCACCCAAUAUGUCAUUACAGCCACUGGAUCAGCAACUCACCGUAUCUUCUCAACCUCCUGGUUGGUCUCACCACCCUCCAAAUUUAAAGGAGCCUAAAACUCAUCCAACACCACCAAUUUUCCUUCAUUAUGCAGAACCUCCCAUUGGACCAGUAGUUGAACCUCCAGAUCUGUUUUUUCUCAGAACUACAAAAUCUAAGCCUUUUCAGGAAACCCCAACUCAUAUGACCAAAUCAUCUGUAGAGAAUGUUGGUCAAACUCUAGAAUAUAAGGAGUCAGUGCUUCCAAUUCCAGCUGAGGAUGAAGCUCAGUCUCCACUACCACCCAUUAGAUCAUUUCAGCCUUUGGAUCAGGAACUCAGCGUAUCUUCCCAACCCCCAGAUUGGACUCACCACCCUCCAAAUCCGAAGGAGCCUCCAAAUCAUUCACCACCAAAUAUUUUGCUUCAUUAUUCACAACCUCCUAUGGGAAUGGUAGUUGAACCUCCAGAUAUGUUUUUUCUCAAAACUACAAAAUCUAUACCUGUGCAGGAGAGUGAAACUCAGAUUACAGAGUCACCUAAAAAGGUUGUUGCUGAAACUCUAGAUUAUAAAGAUGGCUUGCUUCCAGUUCCAUUUGAGAGUCAAGAUGAUUCUCCAACUCCACCCAAUGUUUCAUUACAGCCUUUGGAUCAGGAAAUCACCAUAUCUGCUCUUUCUCCUGGUUGGACUCAGCAACCUCCAAAUCUGAAAGAACAUGAGCCAGAAGAGAUUUUCUCUCAUAAUUCAAAACCUUCAAUUGGAAUGGUAGUUGAACCUCUGGAUCUGCUUUUUCUCAAAACUACGGAAUCUAAAUCUGUGCUGGAGAACCCAGCUCAGAUUACUGAAUCACCUAAAGAUGAUGUAGUUCAGACUCUAGAAUAUAAAGAGGUAAUGGUUUCAUCCUUAAUUGAGGGUCAUGCUAAAUAUCUAACACCCAGUGUUUCAUAUCAACCUUUAGACCUGGGACUUUUUGAAUCCUCUGGCCCCACUACUGAGGUUCAUCAUUCUACUACUGUCAAUGAGACUACUGUUCCUUCUUCAAUGCAUCUUCAUGUCACAAGUCCACAUUUGCAAUCAGAAUUUUCUGUAACUCCACAACCUAAUACAAUACAUUCUAUCCAAAUGAAGGAGACUCCAGCUCAGACUUCAGAGAUAUCUAUGGAGACUCUAGCCCAAUCUGUAGAGCAUUAUUCAACAGCCAUCUUAACUUCAUUUUAUGUUGAAAUUCAACAUUCAAAUUUAUCAGCUAUAGAGACUGCACAUUCUGAAGUCCCAACAACCACAGCUCCAUAUCCAGAGGCUAUACAUUCUGAAGUCCCAACAACUAUAGCUGCUUAUCCAGAGGCUUCACUUUGUGAAGUCCCAACAACUACAGCUGUUUCUCCAGAGAUUGCACGUUCUAAAGCCCCAGAGACUACAGCUCCUAUUCUGAAGUGCUCUAGCAUAACAGGUCUACCUCCAGAUCAGGUUGAGAAACAUCCAAGCCCAACUGAAGUCACAGUUCAAGUUUUGAAAGUGGAAUCUACCACAACUCCAUAUUCUGAAAAUUCUAAUACAGAAAAAGAUUUAACAAUAGAAAAAAAUGCCUACAAUUACACCAACAUAUGUGACUUCUGCUUGUGUGAAAAUGAGACACUGUCAUGUGUUCAUCCCAGCCCAAAAUGGAGACUCCACCAAGUGCCUGUGCCACGGCCCAACACCUACAAUGACACUUUUGCUAUCUUAAAUUUCAAAGGAAAUGAUAUUUCUUACAUUGACAAAAAUGUAUGGAAGGUAUACCGCUGGACUGAGAAACUCAUCCUCAGUGAAAAUCACCUGACUGAAUUACAUAAGGAUUCAUUCGAAGGCCUGCUAUCCCUCCAGAUUUUGGAUUUAUCCUGCAAUAAAAUACGUUAUAUUGAAAGAAGGACAUUUGAACCAUUACCAUUUUUGAAGUAUAUGAACCUUGGGUGCAACUUACUCACUGAACUGAGCUUUGGAACGUUUCAAGCCUGGCAUGGAGUGCAGUUUUUACAGCAGUUAAUUCUCAGCCGUAAUCCUCUCGCAGUUGUUGAAGAUCCCUACAUUUUUAAAUUGCCAGCAUUAAAAUAUCUGGACCUGGGGACCACACAGGUGCAACUGACAACGGUUGAGAACAUCCUCAUGAGGACUCUGAAGCUGAAACAUCUGAUCUUACCUAGCCACAUGACCUGCUGCCUCUGCAAAUUUAAGGCGGAUAUUGAGGUUAUCUGCAAGACAAUCAAACUGCAUUGUCAUACGGGAUGUCUGACAAACACCACACAUUGUCUUGAGGAGGCAUCUAUAAGGAACCCAGAAGGAGCAUUCAUGAAAGUGUUGCAGGCCCGGAAGGGGAACACCAGCACUGAGCUGACUAUUGAACCAGAAAGGGGCAAUUCAGACAAAGAUUAUGCCAACUAUUCCAGUUCCAUGGAUGAAAAGAUAGACUUUAAUGAUGAAAAUGAUGUUAUGAGCGCACUAAAUUACAUACUGCCGUAUUUCUCAGAGGGAAAUAUGGAAGACGUAAUGUCCUCAAUGUUACCAUACAUUAAACUGCUGUUUUCUCAUGAACAAGAUGCAGGUAAUUCCCUGGGAUCUUUGCAGAAGGACACAGAAAGUGUUUCUGUUACAAAUGAAUCUAAGUCCAGUAAUGUCACUUACAAAAAUAAAUUGAAUAAACUUUAUUUUUUAGAAAAUUUGGUAGACACAGAAAUAGAUGAAGUUCAAAAGGAAGAGAAACCUGGGAGGCACAAGGCAAAAUCUAAAAAUGUAAGUCCCAAAAUUAAACGACGAGUAUUUGAAAAGAGAUGGGAACCUGCCCAGGCAGAGGAAGACAGUCUUGCAGAGAUCGAGAAGGCAGAGAGAUGGCUCCACAGUAUGAGCAGGGUCCCCAAGGGGACAGGAAACAUACAGAAAAGGCACUCCAAGGAAGUGAGGGGCAAGAGCCUGUGGAGCAAGCAGAGUGUGCAGACACCUGUGGAGAACAUCUUCAAGGACAGGCAGCUCGGGAGCCCACCAUCAACGGAGCUACAGUGGCUCCGUCUGGAGCAGAGGCCCAGGGAGUUAGUGGGGAAUUCCUUCCCCUCAGAGCCCUUGCUCCCAAUGGAGCACAGGGAGGAACUCUCUUCCUCCCCAGAACCGUCCCUGGUGGACAAGGCUCCCACUACAAAAUCGCUACCUGAGUUCAUAGACAGACGAAAAGACUUGUCUUACACCAUUUAUGUUUUAGAAAGUGCAAAGGCUAAUGUGAAGAGAACGAAGGGUUCUAACCCAAGUUUACAAUCUGAAGAGAGACAUCGAAACCUCAGGAAGAAAAAAUCUCAUUUCCAAUUGAUUGCAAAGAGGCCGGCAGCAUCCUCUGCAGUGAGGAGCCUGAUAAAUUCCCCUGCUCGAGGGAUCUUUUCAUCUUUAGGAGACCUGAGUUAUGCAGAAAGGCCCUUUUCAGAAUUGUAUGUUGCUUCAGAACCUUCUAUAGAAAAGCCUCUUGAAGAAACUCAGGCUGCAACAGAUAAUGUUGAAGAAAAUAUUCUUGAACCAAUCCUCACUAUGCCUGAAGAAAUUACAUCAGAAAAUAAACCCACUAAGAAUCCUGCUGCAGAUUCUGAUAUACCUAUACCCAGUGUACCAGGCUUAAUUCCAACUGUUCAGCAAACCAAUGAGCCACAGGUACACUUAAUUUUUGGGUCUGACUCACCUAACUUCAAUGAACUGGUUUACCCAUCACUGAUGACGCCAGGAGAACAGUUUGAAUCUCAUCUAAACCAGCAUCUGGGGGUGCUCAUCCCCAACAACGAUGUGAGAAGGCUCAUUGCUCAUGUUAUCAGGACGUUGAAGAUGGACUGCUCUGAUAGUCAAGUGCAACUGUCUUGUGCCAAGCUCAUCUCCAGAACAGGCCUCCUGAUGAAGCUUCUCAGUGAGCAGCAAGAUUUCAAGCUGUCCAGGACCGACUGGGAUACAGACCAGUGGAAAACUGAGAACUACAUCAACGAGAGCACAGAAGCCCAAGGCGAACAGAAGGGUCUGGAACUAAGCCAGCUUUCAGAUGAAGUUUCAGGAUUUGGCUACAACAACAAAGUCAUCUUGGCGAUGUCUGUGACCAUCGUAGUGAUAGUUUUGAUUAUUGCUUUCUGUCUCAUCGAGGUUUAUUCUUACAGAACAAAAAAGGGAGAUGAAGAAAACCCCACGCGGGGUAAGAAACACUACAAGGAAAGCAAGAGUCAGAGAAAAUUUGUCUGGCUAAGGUGUCCACUGUGGCUUAGAAAUAUAUUCAAAAGAAAGAAACAGGCCAGGACAUCUCCCAAGAAGUCUCAGGAUGAAUCAUGGGAGGUCAAGAAAAAAGCCUCAGUAGCAAAGAAGGCCCCUGAAGAGGAUGAGAGUGAAACAGUUGAAGUCUCAGAAUGA